AUGCAAAGAGUGACGACGACUGUCAACGCCGCACUGUGCCACGCACCAGAAAAGACGACAACGCCAUCGACGCAUGCUAAGAGGAAGAUGAACGAACAUCAACAGCAAAUACCGAAGUUACAGAAGCGACAGCAAAGAUUGCAACGAAAAUAUUUACAAUUUUCGCUUGGCGAAAUGUCGAAUAUCCAGUUCCGCAUUGUUGUGAUGCCACAACGUCUACAGAUGCGUCUACUAUUACCGCCAAUUGCGUGUCUCGCACCGCUGUCAUUUGUAGUGUUGUUGCUGGUGGCGAUGCCACCUGUUUGUCAGGCAGUAGGUUACUCAUAUACGCGUUUUUCUGGUCCAGUCACUGGACCGGAGCAGAAGAUAGUCGUGCAUGAUGGGCUGGUGGGAAGCGGCGUCGGUGUUGGCGGCGGUGGUGGUGGUGGAGCGCGUGUGGACUUCAUUGCCAAACCGGCCUACGAAUUUGCCUACGGCGUAGAGGAUGCUCAGGCGCGUCUAUUGCAGAAUCGUCAAGAGACGCGCGAUGGCGAUGCGGUGUGGGGUUCGUACAGCGUUGUCGAUCCAGAUGGCAACUUGCGUGUGGUCAAAUAUACGGCUGAUCACGAAAACGGGUUUCAGGCCGAGGUUACGUCGAACGGCCUUGGCACAACGGUCCACGGUCAGCAGCCAGUGUCGUAUGCGCCUUUACAAAAUCCCUCACCGACGACUCCUCCGCCGUUACGUUACUUUCCGUUUGUGGUGCAGCAUCCCGUUACGCAAAAUAAUGACCCUGUUUACUAUGAGGAUGAGCAGGAUGGCGAAACGGAGGAUUAUGUUGAGAAAAAAGAGCAUAAGGGAAAGCGCGGUGAUGCGCAUGAUGAUGAGGAUGAGUAUGAGGGCCAAGGUGAUGCAGACGAAGGAGACGAUGAACAUGAUGAACACGAGGAAUAUGAUGCUGAUGAGCAUUCUUUAGAGGAAGAUGGUGAAGAUUAUUAA
This is a messenger RNA of Bactrocera tryoni, 978 nucleotides long. RefSeq lists its product as uncharacterized. The transcript has 2 exons. The record is from RefSeq and is a predicted model, not a curated record. Gene Ontology annotation, cellular component: extracellular matrix. The coding region runs from base 1 to 978 and encodes 325 amino acids. NCBI's taxonomy places the organism in Eukaryota, Metazoa, Arthropoda, Insecta, Diptera, Tephritidae.